AUGGAGUUCAACAAGAGUGAGCAUCAGGUUCUUGGUCACCUCUCUAACCAAAGCCAUUCUCCAUCAAUUGCUCAGUUUGGCCAGGAGGCCAGCUUUAGGAAGAGUCCAGGUGGGUGGGCAAAGGGGGAGGCUAAAAUAAAGUGUGCAGUAAAUGACAAGAAUCAGCCAGUGUAUUUCCUGUUUGACAACUGUCAGUCAGACGCUGCUGAUGAAGAACAAGAAAUGAUCCAGCAGCAAUCAUGGAAUCUCAGUCAUAAUGGAAUGAUGGGAUUUUUCAAGUUUCUUGAAAACAUAAAACCAAACACCCUGAAGAUGACUCGAGAAGUUUUGCAGAAACGGACGCAGUUGGAAGCAAAUGUCUCCAAUCUACAGCUACGCAUUCAAGUGAUGGACCAAAAGCAAAAUGAGCUGAAACAAACUCAAGCAGCUCUGGAGAAGAACAGGAAAUAUGUAGAGGAAAAUAAUGACUUUGAGUAUGAAGCUGAAGUUUCAUAUAAGGAGAAGAUUCCCAUCAGUUCAGAAUUUUGGCACUUGACCAAAGAGGCGACAUGCUGCACCGUCUGUCAGGAGAACUGUCAUUAUCCAGGAUGCUGGUGGGUCAGAGAUCUCUCAUGGUGCAGCGUGAUGAAAAAGAAUCACUGUACAGUGUGCACUAAUAGAUGCCACUACAGCAAACACGUCAAAGAAGCAAAAAUAUAUGUACCAAAGACAAAGAUGGUAAAGAAAACACACGAAGAUCUAAAGAGAAAAUAUGAUAAAAAAAUUGGGGAUGAUGUCUCUUUGGUGAGCAAACUGGACAAAGAUCUGCAAGAAUUAGAGAAUGAGAAAAUAAAGCUGGUGAAUCAAGCUUUUCACUGUGUGGAAAGACUGGAGAAAAUUGCACUCAAGACUGAUUCUCUAUUCACACUUCAGCACAUUGAUUUUAUGGUUGAGAAGUUGAAAGUAAUAAAUGAGGCCCAAAAGGCUGAAACACUGGAAAACAUGAAAAUGAGAGUAGGAGAAGAAAAACAAAGAACACUGGAAUAUUAUAAAAGCAUCAUUAAUCAUUAA
Molecule: messenger RNA, 1050 nt
Organism: Sinocyclocheilus rhinocerous
Lineage: Eukaryota; Metazoa; Chordata; Actinopteri; Cypriniformes; Cyprinidae
Exons: 2
Coding region: 1-1050 (349 amino acids)
Source: RefSeq, a predicted model, not a curated record